Adelges cooleyi (spruce gall adelgid) is the source of this 1835-nucleotide messenger RNA. RefSeq lists its product as uncharacterized. The record is from RefSeq and is a predicted model, not a curated record. Lineage: Eukaryota; Metazoa; Arthropoda; Insecta; Hemiptera; Adelgidae. Bases 14 to 1528 code for a protein of 504 amino acids. The transcript has 4 exons.
UGCAUUCCCAAUAAUGUUAUUGCUAGAUAACCGGAAAGCGUUAAAAAAAAAAACAUAUAAAUACAUUAACCGCACACAUCCCUUUGGCCAAACACACACGCGCAUCGCUUACAAGAUGAAGACGUCCGUUGGUUUGGUUUUGGCCGCUUGCUUUGCCCUGUCAGUCGGAGCAGAAAGAUUGGUGAAUUGGUCGGUGGACAACGACACCCUACCGGAGGUUCUACCGAGACUUGUGCCGAGCUACCUGAGCGACAGAGAAAUUGAGCAACUGGUCUUCCAGGCUCACGAAAUCCAGUUGGGCGUCAUAUCCGAGUACAACGGACACGUAUUCGAUCCAGCCAUUCCGUUCGAGUACUUCCGGAAUGAAGCGAAAAUUCCAAAAUCUCGCGUCGUCCUUAGCGACACCGAAAUGGAAUUCACCAACAACGAAGUCAAAGGAUUGAGAAACUAUGAGAAAUGCGACAUCAUAUUGAGAUGGGCUCCAAACGAGGUUGUUACCGAGGUGGAAUGGAAAAACGUGGUUGUUAAGGGUAACUAUUCGUACUCCACUGCUCAGUUAUACGAUCAAGGCAAAUACUUCAUUCAGUUCGAUACCUUAAGAUACAUAGCCAACACCCCGCUGAUCAACCACACCAUGACUUAUCCAUCUGCAGUUGUCCCAAAGACUAGCUUGUCGUACAAAAAGUUUGAGGCGUCGUUUUCGGGCGACCUAUCGGACGUAACGGACAGCGACGAAGUGACACUUACUCCUAGCAUAAAGUCUUAUGUGGAUGAUAUCGUGUUCGAACACCUCGCCAAUCGUGUGGCCUCCACCAUGUACAACAACAUCUCCAUCGCCAUCCGUGAAGCUACCAAGCCCUACAUUAUGUUCAAAAACGUAUCGGACCCACACUUCCCGGCUUUCCAAGGGCAAAUGCCGGCCAGCGUUCAGUUCGUUGUGCCCGAGCAAGUCAAGCCAAACGGUAACAACGCAGAUUUCCAGAACACCGACGUGGAGAUGCGCAAAGACACGUUGAAACGUAAUUCGCAAAACAUUGAAAUGAUUCGCACAUCCCUAAAAUUCCAACACGUCUCGACUUCCCGAGGACAAAAACAGUCGCCCAGUGUUGUUCAGUUCCGCGUGCCUGACAAUUUCACGGCGUACGGUCUCGACCAAAUUUUCCAGAGGCUCAACAAGGUUUCGGUCGACACGAUAGAUAAUCGAGUAAUGGCCAACGUUAGUUUGGCGGUGCACAAGAUGAACGGCCAUUUCGACAUGAUCGUGGAAGACGCCGUACCGUACUCCGGCAAAGUGAAUUUCCUCGUUGAACGCGUCGACAUAAACUUCGAAAUCAACAUGUUCAACGGAGAGGAGUGUAACACCAUCACCGCCGUCACCAAGCCCGAGCUCAACGCUCCCGACAUGGCUUUAACCAAGGAGCAAAUGGAAGCCAUUUCCAACGUGUUCGCUCAAACCAUAAUUAACAAAUUCGAACACAACGCUAUCUGCAUUGCACAGUCUGUUAUGCUCAACAAAAGUUAUUAUUAACAACGGCUCAUAGUAAAACAGUAAUAAAAAACGAAAAUUGUGGUCAUUCGGUUUUUUUUUUCAGGCACUCUACUCGAAAUAAUAUUAUCAUUGUAAUGCAUCAAUUCUGAAAACUUUGCUUUUUUAUUGUGUCUAAGAUAGUUAAAUUGUGCUUUUUGAGUAACAUAUUAUAAUGUACACAUAAUCUAUGCUUUAUACGUAUGUGCGUACUACUAAUUUAAUUAUUUAAAUAUAUAAUAGUAUUAACUAAUAACUGAUACAAUUCAAAAAGUAUUAUUAAUAAACGUACCGAGAACACAGAGCGCAA